CCAUGGCUAACGCCAAGAGUAGACUAAAUGCACCCAAAAGUGCAGCUAACAAAAAGAAAGUUGGUAAGACCAAGUCGUUGGCAGGUCGGAAGGAGGCGGCCAAAAAUAAUAACAACAAUGAGGCAAUCAUACGGAGACUCACUGAUAAUGUGACGGUGCUCUCCACUGAUGAUAAAGUGCAAUUAUUGCUGGAGAACGGACCCCAGCUCAAGGAUAAGUUUGUACUCAAAACUGUACCCAAACUACCAAAGAAGCCACUGCCUCCCUCACCAAAGGUCAUUGCAGAAGUAAAAACCCAACCCUCUGUGAGGGACAGAUUAAUAACUAAAAGUGGAAGAAUUGUAAAGAAGAGCAAAAGUGAUUUAAAACUUAUGGAUAAUAUCCUAAAAAGUGAACUAUUGAUUGAACUGAAUGGUGACAAGAAUAAGAAAAAUAAGAAUAAUCCAAAUGACAAAAAUACAAGCUCCAACAACAACAAUGAUAUGGAGAUAACUAAUCAAAAUGAUGCUGAUCUGGGAGCAUCGGGCACAAACUCUGAGGAUGCUACAAACACAACCAAAAAUGUACAAAAUGGUAAAGACCCAACCAAACCGAAGCAGUUAACUUUGAGCAACGGUGUAGUGUUGACUGUCUCAGAACAUGAAUGUGAUAUAUGUCACAAAAUGUUCAGUUCAAAAUCAUCAAUACGCAGGCACAUGUACAUCCACUUGGGCUUGAAACCAUAUACAUGUCCACUUUGUCAAAAGAAGUUUUGUCACUAUUUAAACAUGAAGAAACAUAUGAAAAAAUUACAUGCAAGCCUAGCUGAAGAGUCGCACAUAUGCCAUAUAUGUGACAAAAUAUUUAAGACAAAAGAAGAUUUAGGAGUGCAUAUCAGCUGUCAUAUAAACAAUGACAUUGUAUACAAAUGCAUAUACUGUGCAAAACAGUUUUCACAUCAGCUGCUUCUCAGCACUCAUGAGAAAGAACAUUUGAUUAAUGGAAGGUAUCAUUGUACGCUAUGCCCAAUGACUUAUGAAUGCCGUAACCGGCUCACAAAUCAUGUCAGAAGUCACCUGAACAUCAAAGAUUACAUAUGCCAAUUCUGUGGAAAAGAUUUUCUCCGUUUAAACUCAAUGAGAAGGCAUGUACAAAUAAGUCAUGUUGGUCACAGGAUUCAGUGUCCAAUUUGUAAGAAAAAUUUGAGGGGACAUCUGACCGAACAUAUGAGGACACAUGAGAAGAGACGUCCCCAUGAAUGUCCUGAAUGUGGUGCAUGUUUCACCCAAUCUACGCAGUUAAAUGUGCAUCGACGAUCUCAUACAGGGGACCGUCCAUACCACUGCAGAAUAUGUGACAGACGUUUCUCCCACUCCAAUGCCCUGAUGCUGCACAUUCGCAGACACACUGGGGAGAAGCCAUUCCCCUGCGCAGUGUGCCCCCUGGCAUUCUCCCAACUGCCGCACAUGAAAGCUCACAUGCGCAAAAUUCACAAACGCGAGAACCCUUACAAAUGUCUCAAGUGUAAUGAGUUUUUCAAGUUAAAGGCCCACAUUGAGAACCACGAUAAAGUAUGCAAGGUCGGCGUGAAAGAGCUGUCCUUCGAGGAGAAGAUCCAGGCAUCGGUGCAGGCCGACGAGGUGGAGGUGGAGCCGCCGAUGCCGCUGCCGCGCAUGAGGUUCCUGCUCGCGCUGCUCUUCACCAUGAUCGCCAGCAAAGAGAAACUCAAGUACCUAGGUUUCAACAAGCGUCUGAUUGAUGACGUACUGACGGAGUCGUUGGAAGCGAUGGCUCAAAUCCCGUGUGUGGACAUGUUCCUCUCUGCCUUUACAAAACGGUACAAAGCCAACAUCGACAAGUUGUUGAACUGCACCGUACCAAAGGAACAAUACGAAAUGUUUAAGAAGGAGAAUAAGACGACUGAAGAAGUGCUGGAACUCUUGACGGAUGAUAAGAAGAACGACGAUAAAAAGUAAACCGGCUGUCGUGAGGCUGGUAUGGUAUUGUAAGUUAUAAAAGUUGUUUAGUUUAAGCGUAGUGAACCUAUUUAUUCGUAGAUUCUCAUUUUGGUAGUUGUAGCUGGUGUCUCGGAGAUCUGUUGGUACUAGGUAUAGUUUUUGGUGGUGGAGGAAGUCCCUGAUAUAUUUUGUGCCAUACCAGGUAAUGACCACUAAUGAUGGUCGAAAACACGGUAUAAUACUCCACCAUUGAAAUAUAUCGUAGUUUAUUUUAUGCCGCAUUCAAUAAUAUUCGGUGCGUCUGCGCAGUUUAUUAUUUUCUGUCAAAGAUAUCUAUACAUAUUAUAAUUCAAAGUUCCCUUUUCUAUUUGUAUGUUAUCGAUUUUCUCAAAAUCUACUGAACGCAUUUCUAUGAAAUUUGCUAUGAAAGUUUAAUAACUUGGGAAGAAAGGAAGGAAGCCGCGAGCAAAAGCUAGUUAGCCUAUAUUAUUAAGUUACACUUGCAUAAAAUAUCAUGCACCUAUUACACUGAACUGAUAUUGUCAAUUUAAAAUCUUGUAAAUUUAGAUUUAUGACUGUUACAGUGGCACAAUGUUUUGCUCAGUACGAGGUUCCGUUCUGAGAUCUCUUCGAAUCCCGGGUCGAGAAAUUUGAUAUUCGGUUAUCUCAGUAGUGACUCGAAGAAAUUGUGUCCGAUAUGUUAUAGGCUCGCCCUUAUUACAUUGGGAUAUAACUAUCGGGGAAAAGUGGGCGCGUUAGUUGCAGCUCUGCCUUCCCCUUUGGAAAUAAAGGCAUAGUGUGUAUGUUAAUUUACAGAUAUCGACAAUUCGUUUACUAUGCAAGCAGAGGCUGACUUAGCGAGACAAAUCAGGCAAACGUUCGGGGCUGUUUGGAGAACCUUUGUUUAUGAUUUUACUGACGAAACUAUUUAAACCGGGUACCUUUUCUCCGGGGCUUCGCGUCGCUUUUUUUUCUUUUGCCUGGGACCUCGUAUCGGUUAGGGCCGCCACUGUAUGCAAGUAAAUAACAAUACUGUAUAUUGUCGGCUAUAGGAUGCUGAAUAUUGGUAAACUCCGGGACACCGUAGCUUAAAAAAAAUAAUUCCUAGGCGUAACUAGAUAAACCUUCUGAUGAUUAUUUACACGAGAAUUGUGAAAAUUCGUUUAAUUUUCAUGUACGCAAAUAGUUUUAUGCGAAAUCGGUGUGAAAUAUUUGAGGAAAUCAUUAUUAUAUUGCGUUUUCAUUACUGGGCUGUACACUGCGAGGUUGUAGGUUGUUUCCUCUGCAAAGUUCGAUAAGGUAUACUUCUGUUUAUGUAGGCGUUGAUGGACUCAUUGCCUACCUAUCUAAAGAAUGAAUGAGUUCCGAGUAAACUUAAAAACUACACAUCGAAUUGAGAACCUCCUCUAUUUAUUUGAAUUCAAUUAAAGUAUACAAGCUACAUAAUCAGUGUAUCGUAAAUUUUAUUGCUCAGUUUAGACUAGCUAAUUCUCGCGGCAAUAUAUUGCGCGACAACUUCCAGAUGAGUUUACACUAGCAAUAUUAGUUACACAAUAGAUCGAUACAUAUGCGACUUGCCGCAGAUUCUGCAAGCUUUAAAGGCAAAAGUCGGCUUUUCGUGAUUGUUUACAUACUAAAAAUUGCAUGCGAAAUUAUUGACUUGCCAAUCUCAAACUUUGCUUAGUUUUAAAACGCUCCAAGGCCUCUGAUUCCGAUUUAAUACUAUAUCAUAAACCCAACCAAUUACGAGAUAAAUUUAUAAUCACGUUUUUCUAGGAACUACGUUUAUAACGAUAAGCUAUAUCUUUGUCGACAAUGCAUCAUCGUUGUAGGCGUAUAUAACCUAAUACGUUCAAGAAUAUUUGAACACGUUUGAUAAACAUUCGCAAACAUUGUGUCAUUCUAAAAUGCGAUUAUCUGACAUUGUAGCCGAUGUAACUACUGGACAUCUUGUAUCUUAGGAUGGCGAGUGUAGUGGAUA
Messenger RNA from Manduca sexta (tobacco hornworm), 3918 nucleotides. Its product is annotated as zinc finger protein 774. NCBI's taxonomy places the organism in Eukaryota, Metazoa, Arthropoda, Insecta, Lepidoptera, Sphingidae. The record is from RefSeq and is a predicted model, not a curated record.